Messenger RNA from Ostreobium quekettii, 765 nucleotides. The record is from the annotation of a GenBank genome assembly. Lineage: Eukaryota; Viridiplantae; Chlorophyta; Ulvophyceae; Bryopsidales; Ostreobiaceae.
AUGCGAGACGUCGGGCAGCUGGCGGAGAUCUUCCAGUGGAGGGGCGAGGUGGGAAAGGGCCUGCCAGGUUUCACGCCAGAGGACAAGAACCGCGUGUCGGAAGAGUUGGCUGACAUCCUCCUCUAUGCAAUUCGGCUGGCGGAUGUCAGUGGCAUCGACCUGGGCCACGCAGCUUACAAUAAGCUGCACGUGAACUCCCAGAAGUAUCCACCUCAGGAGUACAUCAGGCCCCCAGGAACCAAGUACACCAACUACUCUCAUGGAAGGGCCUUCGAGACACCUCAGAGGCACAAGUCAGAGGAGGAGGUUGGCCGGAAACGCCAACGGGAGCGGUUUAGUGAAGAACAAGUGGCUGCCAUGACACAACUGGCAGAGAGGGCGGGUUGGUCAAUAACGGCCAUCUCCUGGGAAGACCGGGUGAAGUUUUGUGAUGAGUACACUGUCACUAAGGAGCGCCUGAGCAAUUUCUUCAACAAUCGCAAGCCCAAGGACUUGAAGAAGGGGCGCACGCGCAGCUACGAUCGCACAGCUGGACAGACCCCGGCACCACACCACACGCCCACCAUGGAGAUGCAAGACAUGCAGCCGCGCGAUCACCUGGCACCCGUCCCAAAUGAGGCUGAAGGUGUACCAAUGGUGACUCAGCCAUUUGAGGUGAAAGUGGAUGUUGUUGAUGGGACGACGGGGUCCAUACACAUGCAGCCACCUGCAAACGAUGCUCAAGCACAAGUUGCACAAUCGAUGAGCCCACCUGCUACGGCAUGA